AUGUGCCGCGCGGCCCGCCCCCUGCUCCGGGCCGCCAGCGCCCGCCAACACCCGGCCGCGGCAGCAGGGCCAAUGCGGCGCGGGGGGCGGGCUGCGGGGCGGGGAUUGUUUACGUCUCGUUCGGGAGCUGAAAGUAGGUCACGGCCGCCCGGCGGAACGCGGCGGCGGCGACAGAUCCUGUCCACCAUGGCCAGGCGUCCUCGCAGCAGCACAGCUUGGCAUUUCGUCCUGAGUGCAGCCCGCCGAGAUGCGGAUGCCCGGGCCGUGGCUCUGGCGGGGAGCGCUAACUGGGGCUACGACUCAGAUGGGCAGCACAGUGACUCUGACUCGGACCCCGAGUCCUCAGCCCUGCCGCCACCCAUCCCCAGCGCCGUGCCCGUGACCGGGGAGUCCUUCUGUGACUGUGACAGUCCGAGCGAGGCCUCCUUCUGCAACAGCCUGCACGCGGCACACCGGGGCAAGGACUGUCGCUGUGGCGAGGAAGAUGAGCAUUUUGACUGGGUGUGGGAUGACCUGAAUAAGUCUUCGGCCACCCUGCUGAGCUGUGACAACCGCAAGGUCAACUUCCACACGGAGUACAGCUGCGGCACGGCGGCCAUCCGGGGCACCAAGGAGCUGGGGGAGGGCCAGCAUUUCUGGGAGAUCAAGAUGACCUCUCCCGUCUAUGGCACCGACAUGAUGGUGGGCAUCGGGACAUCAGACGUGGAUCUGGACAAGUAUCACCACACAUUCUGCAGCCUGCUCGGCAGGGACGAGGACAGCUGGGGCCUCUCCUAUACGGGUGCGCGGGGCACUGCGGCCGGUGGGGCGGGCGGGAGGCCGGGGCGGCAUGGCUCACCCCUCCGCCGCCCCCCUCCCCCGCCCCCCCUCAGGGCUCCUCCACCACAAGGGCGACAAGAUGAGCUUCUCGUCGAGAUUCGGCCAGGGCUCCAUCAUUGGUGUGCACCUGGACACCUGGCACGGCACGCUGACCUUCUUCAAGAACAGGAAGUGCAUAGGCGUGGCGGCCACCAAGCUGCAGAACAAGAAGUUCUACCCGAUGGUGUGCUCCACGGCGGCCAAGAGCAGCAUGAAGGUGAUCCGCUCGUGCGCCAGCGUCACGUCCCUGCAGUUCCUGUGCUGCUACCGCCUGCGCCAGCUGCGGCCCGACUCCGGGGACACGCUGGAGGGUCUGCCCCUGCCGCCCGGCCUGAAGCAGGUGCUGCGCCACAAGCUGGGCUGGGUCCUGAGCAUGAGCUGUGGCCGCCACAAGCCCCCCGCGCCCUCGCCCAAGGCCACGGCCGAUCCCGGCGGCCCGGAGACCCGGCGCUGCCAGAGGAAGCGCUGCCGACGGACCUAACUUGUUUCCCAACGAAAACUGCUUUUCCGGGCCGAGGUGGCGCGUUCUCCGUCCCUCCCUUUUGGGCCACGCUCCAGGGCAGCAGACGGGACGGAGCUGAGGUCCGUCCCUCUGCCACCCGAGGCUGGGACAGGCCCUGCGCUCCUGAAAGCAGAACCGUCCAAGGGCACCUGCUUCCUGCGUUGGGUGUGGGGGCGGCCGUCCUGGCUCUUUGGGACUGACCGCGGGCCCGGGCGGCUGUUGUGGGCUGCGGAGGACACGCGUCAGAGGUGGCACCGCGGCUGCCGCCAGCCGGGGCUCUUUCUUAACUUGCCUUUUGCAUGUCGUCAGCUGCUGUUUCUCCCGUCCCAGGCUGAAAUGACCCUAAUAAACUUGGCGUUUGGGCAA
Prionailurus viverrinus (fishing cat) is the source of this 1726-nucleotide messenger RNA. It is a transcript of the gene SPSB3, whose product is annotated as splA/ryanodine receptor domain and SOCS box containing 3. NCBI's taxonomy places the organism in Eukaryota, Metazoa, Chordata, Mammalia, Carnivora, Felidae. Gene Ontology annotation, biological process: proteasome-mediated ubiquitin-dependent protein catabolic process. Gene Ontology annotation, cellular component: SCF ubiquitin ligase complex. The transcript has 6 exons. The coding region runs from base 1 to 1560 and encodes 519 amino acids. The record is from RefSeq and is a predicted model, not a curated record. Gene Ontology annotation, molecular function: protein binding.